Molecule: messenger RNA, 3433 nt
Organism: Sitodiplosis mosellana (orange wheat blossom midge)
Lineage: Eukaryota; Metazoa; Arthropoda; Insecta; Diptera; Cecidomyiidae
Product: E3 ubiquitin-protein ligase SH3RF1-like
Exons: 8
Coding region: 755-3292 (845 amino acids)
Biological process (GO): positive regulation of proteasomal ubiquitin-dependent protein catabolic process; protein ubiquitination; positive regulation of JNK cascade
Molecular function (GO): ubiquitin protein ligase activity; metal ion binding; protein binding
Source: RefSeq, a predicted model, not a curated record
UCUGUAUAUGUACUUGUAUAUACGCAUAUGGAUGUAUAUGUGCACAUUGCAUAGUGCAACGAGUUUGGACAACCAUUCAUAGAAAAGGAAUGAUUUUAUACUGCUAAAAUCAUCAGAAAAAAGAAUAUUCGGUUGUGUUGAUAUUGCUCGAAAAUGACCAAACAUUAUUCGUCGGCCUACUAAAUGUGUUUAAAUUUUGUUAUUGUGUUAUUGUGCAUACAUAAAAAAAGAGCGGUGUGUAUCAAUUAGUGACAAAUUACACACACACACACACACACACGCGAAACGAAUGGAGUGAGUUUAGCUCAGACUUUUCUAAUAUUCAUACAUAUUAUUCUAUUGCCUGGCCCUUUAAGUUUUAAAUACAUAAAUAACACAUAUUUAAUACAAAAUCAAUCACAUUUGUUCUUAUUCGGAAAUGAUUGAACAUUUGUCGAAUUCAUGUCAAAAUACGUAUGUGAAGCAUCUUACUUAGUAUAACUACGUUAGUGAUGAUGAUUUUAUCAGAACGUUUUUACUGCAAAAAUGUGCUCAAGUGGAUAUACUGAGAUAUAUUACCAGUACGGCAUAAUGUUGAAAGUGGUGUGAGUUAAGAAGACAAAUGUGUUUGCAAUGCAUAGCAAUAAAAUCCAUUGCAGCAAAAAUCUUGUUUUAAAACUUUAUCAAUCGUACAAACAAAAAAAGUUAACAAAAUGAAAUAUUUACGAGAGACUCUGUAAUAUAUUUCACGUCAAAAACACAAAAUACACAUAUAAUGGAUGAUAUUCUGAUUGAUAUCAAUAGAGCACUUGAAUGUUCAGUGUGUUUAGAGCGAUUAGAUUCAACUUCGAAGGUACUCCCCUGCCAGCACACGUUUUGCCGCAAAUGUUUACAGGUUAUUGUGUCCAGUCAUUCAGAGCUUCGAUGUCCCGAAUGUCGAAUUUUAGUUGAAGUCGAAAUUGAUAAUCUUCCACCGAAUAUAAUAUUGAUGCGAAUUUUAUCGGGCUUGAAAAACACGACCAACAUCGACCCACACAAUGUAAAUCUCAAACAUUCAAUAAAUUCCGAAGCGACAUCACUUCAAUCAAUCAACAGCAAGAACAACAAAAAUAACAACGGUAGCAUCCAAUCGGUUCAGUCAGUACUAAAAGCGAAUGUAGCCCCCAAUGAAUCAACCAAUGAAUACGGACUUAAUGGUCUUGAUUCAAGCCCGAAUGAUCAACAACAAAAAAGAAGUGCAGCGUCAAAUCAUGAAAGUGCACAGAGAACAACUGUUGUAGAACUGAAAUUGAAUGAAAACCAAUUCGUUGAUGUUAGAUCGCAUUUAGUCGCACAACAGCAGCAUAAGCAACAAAGUGUAUUAGUGCCGAAUUCAUCCAUUACACCACAUGCGACAGCAUUAUAUAAUUUUGAAUCGAAAGAACCCGGCGAUUUGAGUUUGAGAACUGGUGAUAAGGUGCUUUUACGUCGGCGCAUCGAUGUGAAUUGGUUCGAAGGUGAAUGCCAUGGCAGAGAGGGGGUAUUUCCUAGCAAUUAUGUUCAUAUUGUAGUUCCACUACCACAGCCACAAUGCAAAGCCUUAUAUGAUUUUCGUAUGGGUCCAAAUGAAGAAGAAGGCUGUUUAACGUUUAAAAAAGGUGCAAUAAUCAAUGUACUUUGUCGCGUCGAUCCGAAUUGGGCCGAAGGCUGUAUUGAUGAAACAAUAGGCAUAUUUCCGAUCGCGUUUGUUGAAAUGAACUCGCUCGCGAAACAAUUAAUGGAAUCAUCAGUUAACAGUAACUCUACUAUGGGCCAACGAAAUGUACCACCCACUCCAAAUGAAAAUCAGCAGCAGCAGCAGCAGAAUGGUAGUUUUUCAAGUGAAUCGAGCAAUUUGAAAACGAUGACAAGCCUAGCUUCUCCAAAUUCUACAACCACAAAUAAUAGCAAUCGCUGUAGUACUUCGAUCAUGGUGUCAAAUGGUGCUCUAAAAAAUGAACAAUUGUUAGCCAACGACAACAAACGAGAGUCGCCAAGAAGUACUUGCAAUAUGUUGAGCGCCAGUGAUACAGGCCAUAAAAAAUCUAAUCAAAAUUUCAUAACAAGAAAUAUUUCAAAAGAAAAAAUCCCAAUUCAAAAUCAUUCAAAAGUUCAAAUUUCGGGCAACAAGUCUAGUGGUGGUAAAUCCAAUCAGCGACAACAUCAUCACUUUGCAUCAGGUGCAAACACUUUCAUUGCGCUGUACCCGUAUAAGCCUCAGAAGUGUGAUGAACUCGAACUAAAAAAGGGAUCAAUUUAUUAUGUAAGCGAGCGGUGUAAAGAUGGGUGGCUUAGAGGUAGCAGUCGUUCUCAAAAUAAAUCUGGUGUUUUCCCGGGUAACUAUGUGGCGCCUUUGCGAAGUGUAAACGAACAAUUAACACCCGCAAGUAUUGGUGUCGUCGAUUGCGCAUCUCUAUCUUGUAACAAUGUAUCGAAUAAAAGCUGUCAUAUAAAUCCACCUGAGCUGCCGCCACGUUUUAACACAUCAUUAUCAACAUCCACUUCUACUUCUACAUCUGCUUCUAGUGCUACUUCUGUGUGGUCCAAGCCAAUCGGACAACAUGUUGAAGCAAUCUUUGGACGGUCAACUCUGUCAUCAGGAUCAACAGUCAAUCUUAUAAAACGUAUAACAAAUAUCAAAGCGAAUAACAAACAUCAGCCAACAAUGUCUUACUCAAUGGAUAAUCCCGUUUUUGAAGAUAAUGCGAUCGGAUGCUUCGAAACAACAAACGCUUCAUCUAUAUCGCCACCAUCAAAACCAAACACGAUACACAUGUCACAGCCAAUACAUGUGCGAUCUGGUUCCUGCCCAGAACCUAAAUUGCUUCAAUGUAUAUCAGCCGAUAUUAACCACAGUUUGCCGGCUGGCACAAGUGGUCAGAAAGCUGAAACGUUCGGUUCACAUCGUAUUAGGCCAAAUAAAGAUCGAUCAUCAUUGCAAGGAUUAAUAGGAGCAAAUGCUAAUCAUGUAAAAAAUGCAGGAUUUUCAUCAUCUUUACAUCAUAGAAAAUCUCAGAGUUUGGAUGCUGAUACUAAAUUAUCCAUUAAUAAUAGAUCAAAUGAAUCUGCAAAUUCAAGCAGACGAAAAUCCUAUACGCUCAAUGAAAAAUUCAAAUGUGUUGUUUCAUAUCCGAGAAACAGUGAUUUUGAACUUGAAUUGGCUGUCGGGGAUAUACUGUAUGUCCACAAAAAGCGCGACAAUGGAUGGUUCAAGGGAACUCAUGCUAAAAGUGGAAAAGUUGGUCUUUUUCCCUCAUCAUUUGUCGAACCACUGAAUGAAACAAGCAGAGAGUAAAAAAAAAACUUGAUGAGCAUAAUAUACAAAAAGACACCUCGAUAGUUAAAUUGAAUCCCAAAAUUUAAAUACAUUUUGACACUACAAAUUUGAAUGGAACAUAUUCAAUAAACAGGGAAUUUGUUUAAAUUAUCACAAAAA